GUCUCGGAACAUGGCCAGCAGCAGUGGAGCAAAAGCCGAUGAAGCCUGCAUGGAUGUCACACAUGGCGAUGAAGGUGCUAAUUCUAGGGAAGCCAUGAAAGUUACAGAUGUCAUACGCGGCAAACGUGGUACACGCGGGAGAACUGUGUGCGACAUCUCUGGUAGUGAGGAGGGAAAUGUGGUCAACAAUGACGACGAAGAAUAUGUUCGCUGGUUGAUGGCUCGUGACGACGGUGUAUUCCCUCUGAAUAUAAUGCCGAAAACGGGCCACCGUGAUGGUUCCAUAUACAAGUUGAACACCACGCAUCAGUGGAAGAAACAAUACCGCAUCACGGACCGUGAUGAGAGGUAUAUUUAGAAUAUCACUAUUGUAAUUAGAGCGCAGAUGAAGAUGCAUUGGAAGUUUCACUUUUUGCAAGAUAGGAUAUAUGAAUUAUUGGCAUUUAGAUGUUUACGUACUUUCGGUCUUAGCUGUCCAUAACGAUUUUUUAGCGCUAAUAUCUUAUUCCUAUAUUGUGGGCGUACUUCAUCAUUAUUACUAUUAUCAUCUUUCUGUCGGUGAUACUUCAUAAUUAUUGUUAUUA
Messenger RNA from Triticum dicoccoides, 584 nucleotides. RefSeq lists its product as uncharacterized. The coding region runs from base 11 to 358 and encodes 115 amino acids. The transcript is spliced from 2 exons. Lineage: Eukaryota; Viridiplantae; Streptophyta; Magnoliopsida; Poales; Poaceae. The record is from RefSeq and is a predicted model, not a curated record.